Messenger RNA from Phytophthora infestans T30-4, 1067 nucleotides. RefSeq lists its product as uncharacterized. NCBI's taxonomy places the organism in Eukaryota, Oomycota, Peronosporomycetes, Peronosporales, Peronosporaceae. The transcript has a single exon. The record is from RefSeq and is a predicted model, not a curated record. Bases 15 to 1067 code for a protein of 350 amino acids.
UUAAGAUCAGUGCAAUGACUGUCAAGUUUCCUAAACGAAAUGGCAAACCCGAAAAGAAUAAGGCACAAAUGCUAGCCAAGUCCCGAACCUACCGCAUCGAUGUGAAAGCUCUUCGUGGGGAUCUACGGCGUCAAGAGAAGGAAUUAUGUGAAGAACUGCUGCGCCUGGAGGAGAUACGUAAAGAGCAUAAAGCAAAAGAAAACGCCGGCUGGUAUACCGGGCAAUCUCUUUGGAGAGAGCUUGCUACUCGGCAACGAGUUGAACGUGAUACGGCUGAAAGUCAACAGAAGAAGUUACGCUUCUUGAUAAGCAACCAAGCCACGUACAUCGACAUUUUGCGCGACGUCCUAACAAAACGCUGCACGGACCCAAUUGUUGUCCUUGGCCACCAGGAAACAGCCUCACCGUUCGCCAGAUACCUUCACGAGUUGAACACAAGGUACUACCUAUACACGGACGAAGUAUUCAAGGCUACAGACUUGUCCCAUUCUCAUGAUAUUGACCAGACGGUAGAGCUCGACGGUGGAGUGAAAUUCUUCUACCCGCGAUCCACACUAGUUCUGCCGUCGUCCGUGUCUGAAACCAGCAACACGUUGUGGAAGCUUGGUGAGCAUCUUUUCAGCGACAAGCAAAGCUACGUGCAGCACCACAACGUCGAGGACUCGAGUAAUACGUUCGUCGUGAGCUUCACCGACACAAAUGUGUUGGAAACUGGGGAUACGGUGCAGAUAUCCCACUGGUACGUAGCUAGACGGUUCAUCCAAGACAAACGCGUUGUGAUCGGCUGGAAACAUAUUUUCCAAGGGGAAGGCAUUUUGUGCGGCUUAAAAGAGGACGAGACAGGCUGGUGCCGAUUCUACUCUUCGGCCGACGUGAUGGAGCCUGGGACAGUGAUGGAGAUGCGUAUUCAUCGCGUGGUAGUGCAUAGCACAGAUCCGGCACCUCAAGAAUCGAUCUUACGCGCAUUCCAUAACUUCCUGAUAACAGAAACUCGAGAGGUCCUGGUCAACGUUGUUGCGACCCUGGAAAAUAUGCUGCUGGAAAAUGCAUUAGCGGACAUCUGCUAA